Bactrocera tryoni is the source of this 1006-nucleotide messenger RNA. It is a transcript of the gene Prosalpha7, whose product is annotated as proteasome subunit alpha type-3. The record is from RefSeq and is a predicted model, not a curated record. Bases 126 to 887 code for a protein of 253 amino acids. NCBI's taxonomy places the organism in Eukaryota, Metazoa, Arthropoda, Insecta, Diptera, Tephritidae. Gene Ontology annotation, biological process: ubiquitin-dependent protein catabolic process. The transcript is spliced from 3 exons. Gene Ontology annotation, cellular component: proteasome core complex, alpha-subunit complex; proteasome core complex; nucleus.
CAAACUUCUAACCUAACAAAGGCAAAAUAAGCCGUUUCAUCGCUCGCAAACAAAACUAAAGCUUUCCACUUUUUUACUUUUUUCCAUUUGUUAUUAUAAAUUAGUGAAUUUAAAAAUUAUAAGAAAUGAGUUCUAUCGGUACAGGGUACGAUCUUUCGGCAUCACAAUUUUCGCCUGAUGGUCGGGUCUAUCAAAUUGAGUACGCUGGUAAAGCGGUAGAAAUGAGUGGAACGGUAAUUGGAAUGCGUGGAAAAGAUGGUAUUGUUUUGGCCGUAGAAAAAAUUGUUACCAGUGCUUUGUAUGAGGAUGACGCAGCUACACGUAUAUUUACUGUAGACAAAAACAUUGGUAUUGCCAUUGCUGGCCUUCUAGCUGAUGGGAGAUAUAUAGUGGACAUCGCUCGACAAGAGGCAGCUAAUUUCCGUCAACAAUUCGAACGUACAAUACCUUUGAAACAAUUAACUGAACGUGUAUCAGCUUAUGUGCAUGCCUAUACGUUGUACAGCGCAGUGCGCCCAUUCGGUGUGUCUGUAAUAUUGGCCUCAUGGGACGAGGAGCAAGGACCACAAUUAUAUAAAAUCGAACCUUCUGGUACUUCAUUCGGGUAUUUUGCCUGUGCUAGUGGCAAGGCCGAACAACAAGCUAAAACAGAAAUGGAGAAACUAAAAUUUGCGGAGAUGAGUGUGGACGAUUUGGUUCAGAAUGCGGGCAAGAUCAUUUAUUUGGUACAUGAUGAACUCCGAAACAAAGAUUUCCAUUUCGAAAUGAGUCUGGUCAGCAAAGAAACAAAAGGGCUACAUCGUUUAAAUCCCCAGCCAUGGUACGAUCAGGCAGUUCAAAGUGGUCUAGCGGCAAAGAAUGAAGACGAUAGUGAUAAUGAAAUAUAAAAUAUUUUUUAUUUAAUUCUAAAUCUCUAUAUAGUAACUAAUCUAUUUGAUUUGGUUUCUAAUAUUUCAAUAUGGUUUUACCCUAAAAAAAAUAAAAUCUCGUGCACAUGAGAAAUAAA